AUGGUCGUGCGGCAAGGUCUUGGAGCUUCGAUCGCCUAUGGAGCUCGGGUGCGCGGCACGCCCAGACCCAUCGUUCGCUUUAUUCAACAGAAGGACAGCGCUAUCCGCAGGGGCGCCGCGGCUUUCACGUCUCGCGUGCUGCACGACGGCCUGGACCCCAGCUGCGCCGACACCAUCGUCUUGGCACCGGUGCUGGCUUGGGCGCGGGAAGCGUGGGAUCACCCUGAAGGACGCCGAGCCCAGGCCACAGCUUGGGCCAGAGUCCAGCACCAGCUAGAGGUGCACGCCGAGGCUGACCCCCAGGACCUCUGGCAGGUUGUCCGCGGCCCCGCGGGAGCCACCACGGUCACGGUGCGGGCUCAUGGCUGGCGCAUGCCGUCGGCUUUCGAGAUCUUCCAUCCGCCGCGAGGGGGAGUGCUACAAGGCGCCGACGUCCACCUCGACAUGCUGCAAGUGUGCCCCAAGUCGGUGGAGGUGGCGCUCCUCUACGCAGCCCGUGGCCGAGCCCUAGCUCAGUGGGCAGCGGCCAAGCCAGAGCGAGCUGCGCUCCUUCCUGCGCCCAGGCUGUCACCCGCGCGGCAGCUGAUCAAGAGGGGCAAGCAGGAUGGCUGGUUGCAGCACCACGCGGAUGCUGCCAAGAAAGCGGUGCUCGGCGGCUACCCCUCGCAGGAGGCCCUUUUCACGUCGGGCCAGGCGGACGCGCCCAACUGCCAGCUCUGCGACGACUCCACCGAGUUCGGCACCAUGCAGCACUACUACUGGCAGUGUAGCAGCCCGACGUGCGCCUCAGUGCGGGACCAGCUCACAGCAUGCGACGCGGCUCCCGCCUUUCGAGAUGUCUGUCACCUGGGGGCCACCGCCUCCUCUUCUGAGGCUGCGAGGUGGCUGUGGGAGAGAGGUUUGCGGCGGACCCCCUGCUACGGCCUGGCGUGGGACCUCCCCGAGCAACGCGUCUACUGGAUCGUCGAGGGCGCGGACUCCGAGCUCAACGGCGUGCUGGUCUCGGACGGCUCGGUCAAGGGCCUGGGCGACCUCAGGCACGGUGGCUGGGCGGCGCUACAGUGCACGGCGGACGCUCACGAUGUGGAGCAGGGCCUCUACGGCUCCCUACCUUUCCCCGACCCGAGCUCGGUGCUGGCAGAGUUGUGGGGGUUGUUCCACUCCCUCAGGCACGCGGUCUUCAUCACGACCAUUAUUAUCGACAACGCUCAAGGGGUCCAAGGGCUGGCCAGAGGCAGGGUGUCUUGUUGCUCAGCGGCUAGGCCCUACGCGCACGUGUGGGCGGUGAUCUGGGACCGCCUCGACGACAUGGGCAUCACCCCAGGCCAAGAUCUGUCCGUCGUCAAGGUCGCCUCGCACAUAUCGCACGUCAAGCGCCAAGCGUUGCCAGAUGAGCUCAAGCAGGAGCUCAAGGCCACCAAGCACGUGCUGGAGUACAUCGGUCAUUUCAGGGUCCUCCUCGGCGAUGCCAAGCUGGCCGUGCCUCGCCCUCGGCAGCAGCAGCAGGGCGCCAACGCGCCCUCGACAGCCCGCCCCAAGGCGGCGCCCAAGCAGCCACACGUCCUGGAAGCCUGUCGGGGAUACCACAAGUGCGCCAACUGCGGCAAGGUGGCGCGCGCCCGUCUGGCGGCCUUUCAGCUGCAAGAAUGUCGUGGUCGACUCCAAGGGCUCCAGGGUAAGACCGUCAAGAGUGCCAUCAAGAGGGGAAGUGUGGCGGUUCCCCUGCUGGUGGCAGCUGGCGCCACUGGUCGCGCCGUGCGCCAGCGCUCAGACCACGAGGCCCAGGACGAGGAGCUGCGUGUGCCAGACCAGACCCCCUCGGAGGGGCCGCCUGCUCAGGACUCUCUUUGGGCGCCAGUGGCAGCAGCCAGGGCGGCCUUGCGCAGGGUGGAGGCGCAGCCAGACGGACCUGUGUGUAUGGGCGUACCGCCCCCCGCGCUCAUCCCAGAGCAGCACCGCGUGAUGUCGAUCAUAGACGACGCGGUGGUAUGGGCGUCUUUCUGGAUCGACAGGUUCGACCUGGGCGACUACACCAAAGGGCGGGACUACCGCACGUGGUGCUCCGAGUACCUGGAGGUGUUCUUGGGUGCCGAAGCCUGGGCCCCCGUCCGAGAGCACCUCCUUAGGAGCAGCCCUGGGCGCACGCUGCGGCAGAUCGUCGACGACCUGUGUGCCGCGUCCUGGACGAGGGCGGAGCCUGCCAGACAGGCGCAGUUUGCCAGGAUGAGGUCCGACUCGGACUUAACCAGGAGACAGAGACGACGGCUCCUACGGCAUCACUUCGACGUGCUGCACCAGAUCAGGGUGCGCUUCAGGAGCUUGCUGGGGGACCGCGCUCCACCCGAAACAGCUUCGUGGCAUCAGUGGGUCUUCGAGCCGCUCUCCUCGGGUUCCGACGAUCAAGGUGGAGAUGUGGCUAUUGAGGCUCAGGAGUAUGCCCACGGCUACGACAACGGCGACGAGUGUGCGGUCCUCAGCGUGCACAGUGACGUGGAGUUCGUGGCAGCGGGCGCGCGGGAGUGUGUCGGCGCCGAUCGUGGUGACGAGGACGAGCUCGCCUGCUCCCUGGGACUGGGCGGCGGUGCGGCCAUGGCGGGGGCCUCGUCUUCGUCGGCGGCGGCGGCGGCGCCUUCGGCGCCAGAGCGCGGGGCGCGCGGGCGGCCGGCCUCCGCCCAGCUCGCCUGCCGCGGGCAGCUUGCGCCUGUGGCGCCACGGGCAGCCUCGGCGGAGCCGCGGCCGCGCGCCGUCGAGAUCGUCGGCACGUUCGUGGUGUGCGUCGUGUGUGGCUCGUACUACAGCUCGGUGGCCAGGGCCAUCUGCGGUCCCUGCAGGCGGCUCGAUCCCAAGGAUCCUGGAGAUCGUGAACGUCAAAGGCGGAUCCACCGCAUCAAGCGAGGCCAGGACCCAAAGACGGGCAAAGAUCUGAG
Molecule: messenger RNA, 2927 nt
Organism: Prorocentrum cordatum
Lineage: Eukaryota; Dinophyceae; Prorocentrales; Prorocentraceae
Source: the annotation of a GenBank genome assembly